AUGAAGGACGACCACGAAAAGAACAUCGAUUCUAACUCCUUGUUGAGUAGACACACCGAGGACUAUAACCUCACGAUCUCUCGGUCCAAUCCUUCGGGCCAAGUCGCCAGCGGCCACGAAUUGAAAAAGGGCUUACACGCUCGGCAUGUCAGUAUGAUUGCUUUGGGUGGAGCCUUGGGAACCGGUUUAUUGAUUGGAACUGGAAGUGCCUUGAAGGUCGCCGGUCCUGGUGCCAUUUUGUUGGCAUACGGGGUGGUGGGAUUUGUGGUGUUCAUGGUGAUGUCGGCUCUUGGAGAGGUUGCAACUUUUGUGCCUUUGGCCGAUGGGUUCACUGGUUAUAGUAACCGAUACGUGGACCCUGCGUUGGGUUUUGCUUGUGGAUACGUCUAUCUUUUCAAAUAUUUGAUCAUUCCUGCCAACCAGUUGGUGGCAGGUUCGUUAACGGUCCAAUACUGGGUGUCUGCUGACAGGUUAAACCCCGGGGUAUGGAUUACGAUUUUCUUGAUUGUCAUCUUGGCCAUCAACAUCUUGGGGGUGAGAUUUUUCGGAGAAAUCGAGUUCUGGUUAUCGGUAUUGAAGGUGAUCACAUGUUUGGGUUUAAUCAUCUUAUUAUGGGUCAUUGCCCUUGGUGGAGGUCCCUCCCAUGACAGAAUUGGGUUUAGAUUCUGGAAAGAACCUGGUGCAUUUUUGAUCUACAGAAAUUCAGCCCAGAAUGUGGUGAUUGAAGGUUCUUUGGGUAGAUUUGUGUCUUUUGUGUCAGUAUUGGUGAAUGCUGUGUUUGCCUUUUUGGGUACCGAAUUGUGUGGUAUUACUUUUGCUGAAUGUAGAAGACCUCGUAUGGCCAUUCCUAAGGCCAUCCGGUUGACUUUCUACCGGAUUGUGGUGUUCUACUUGUUGUCGAUUUUCUUUUUGGGUAUGUGUGUGAGUCCAGAAGAUCCAUUGUUGUUGACUGCUAGUGGUAGUACUGCCAGUGCAUCUCCCUUUGUGAUUGCCAUCAAAAACGCCCAUAUUUCCGGUCUUGACCAUGUCAUCAAUGGGUGCAUCAUGUUGUUUGUAUUGUCGGCUGCAAAUUCCGACAUGUACAUCUGCUCCAGAACUGUCUACGGAUUGGCUGUGGCUGGAUAUGCCCCCAAAUUCUUCUCCAAGACCAACAGGAUGGGAGUGCCAUACUACGGGGUUGGUUUAUCGUUUUUGUUUUGUCUUUUGGCGUACAUGACUGUGCAAGAUUCGGCUAGUGAGGUGUUCCAAUACUUUGUGAAUGUGGUGUCGUUGUGUGGUUUGUUGGCCUGGACGUCGCUUUUGAUCAUUCACAUCAGAUUCAUGUCUGCUUGUAAAGCCCAGGGUGUUGACAGACAGAGAGACUUGAACUAUAGGUCGCCUUUGCAGCCAUAUGGCUCGUGGCUUGCGUUGGUCAUGUGUGUUUUGAUUAUUUUGAUCAAGAACUUUACGGUUUUCUUGGGCCAUCCAUUCCCUUACAAGACGUUUAUUACCGGUUACGUGGUGUUGCCAGUGUUUUUGUUAUUCUACGGAGGCUUUAAGUUAUUCUACAGAACUAAGCUUAUCAACUCAGAUGAGGUGGACUUGGCCACUUACAAAGACGUGGUGGAUGCAGAGGAAGAAUCAUGGGCCGCUGAGGAUGAGGAGGCUGAAGCCCUUAGACAGGCUAACGGAAACCCUAAGAACUGGAGCUGGUUCUAUAAUAAGAUCUUUGGAUGGAUCUUCUGA
Yamadazyma tenuis ATCC 10573 is the source of this 1725-nucleotide messenger RNA. It is a transcript of the gene DIP5, whose product is annotated as Dip5p. Gene Ontology annotation, biological process: amino acid transmembrane transport. Lineage: Eukaryota; Fungi; Ascomycota; Pichiomycetes; Serinales; Debaryomycetaceae. Gene Ontology annotation, cellular component: membrane. Gene Ontology annotation, molecular function: amino acid transmembrane transporter activity. The record is from RefSeq and is a predicted model, not a curated record.